UUUUUUUUCUUCUCUUUUCCGCUCAAACAAAGUUUUACCCCUGCGCCAUCGCGGGUCAUCGUUCGGUUGGUACACCGUAAUCGCCAGGCACUCAGCCCGAUGACAAGGCCGAUGCGUGGGUGACUUGCCCCCCCCCAAUUUGUCUAUAUAAUGGCCUUCAUUCGCACGUCUCAGAUCGACUCUUUCUUUUCUGCAUCCAUCGACACUCUCUUGUUCGUACGGUUUGGUUUUAGAUCUUUUGAUCUGUCACUCUCUUAGAUCUGCAGCGCAGAUUCGUCCUUCUUUACUACAUCAGUCCACUCUCUUAUCCUUCUUAAAGGAUUCCAAAACCCACAUCUUCCGUCGUCGUUCAGACAUCAUAUCCCAAUCAGCACGCUCGUCUCUCUCUUCCAUCUACAAGAUGUUCUUCAAGACUGCUCUCGUUGCCUCCGUGGCUGGUCUCGCUGCGGCCCUCCCUCACACCCGUCGCCAAAACAACGCUGGUGGUGGUGUCACCAUUGUCAACAACAUUGGAUCCGACGUCUACGCGUGGUCUGUUUCUGAUAGAGUCAGUAACAUGGAGACCCUUUCUGCGGGCGGCGGAUCCUACACCAGCAGCUGGCAAACCAACGACAACGGCGGUGGCAUUUCCAUCAAGCUCUCCACCUCCCAGUCCCAGGCCGACGUCCUGCAGUUCGAGUACACCCAGUCCGGCGACACUAUCUUCUGGGACAUGUCCUCCAUCAACCUGAGCCCCGACUCCGACUUCGUCAGAUACGGCUUCAGCGUCGUUCCCUCCUCGGGUGGCGGCAACUGCCCCACCGUGACCUGCUCUGCUGGCAACACCAACUGCCAAGAGGCCUACCAGCAGCCCGAUGACAACCACGCUACCCACGGCUGCCCCAUUGACACCAGCUUCACCCUGACCCUGGGUUCCGGCUCUUCGUAAGGUGUCAAAGAGGACCCCAAAGCCAGCCUGCCAACUUGCUUCGACGACGACUGCAGCCCGAGGGGCUUUGCUUUGCUUCUUUCUUCUCCUCUCUCUAUUUUUUUUUACUUUCUUUGACUUCUUCUACAUGCUCAACCAUGUAGUCAUCGUCCCCCACUUUGACUUCUAUGCCUACCGGAAACCAGCGAGUGGAGUUGGAGUCGGCUAGAUCGACUUCCAACGACGCUUCUGUGCUUCUCGACGAGGUUUUUUUCUUCUUUUUUUUUUGACUUCCUUUCCCUUGAUUCCCACCCCCCAGUUUGUUAUGAGAGAACCAAAGGAAAUCAGCCUGCUGUUGCCACGCUCAUGUCUUUAUGAUGUACGCAGUGAUUUGACAUCACACGAAUGACGGAUAGACCCCGAAUAGACAAAAAGAAUGACUACUGCUUUCGUUAACCAAG
Aspergillus aculeatinus CBS 121060 is the source of this 1368-nucleotide messenger RNA. RefSeq names its product putative extracellular thaumatin domain protein. The record is from RefSeq and is a predicted model, not a curated record. The transcript has a single exon. Lineage: Eukaryota; Fungi; Ascomycota; Eurotiomycetes; Eurotiales; Aspergillaceae. Bases 401 to 928 code for a protein of 175 amino acids.